Nestor notabilis (Kea) is the source of this 2034-nucleotide messenger RNA. It is a transcript of the gene FOXK1, whose product is annotated as forkhead box K1. The record is from RefSeq and is a predicted model, not a curated record. Gene Ontology annotation, biological process: regulation of transcription by RNA polymerase II. The annotation marks the transcript as partial. The transcript has 8 exons. NCBI's taxonomy places the organism in Eukaryota, Metazoa, Chordata, Aves, Psittaciformes, Psittacidae. Gene Ontology annotation, molecular function: DNA-binding transcription factor activity, RNA polymerase II-specific; RNA polymerase II cis-regulatory region sequence-specific DNA binding.
AUGUACUUUCCGAUUUCCUAGCACGGUUAUAAAGAUCCAGUUCACAUCUUUAUACCAUAAAGAGGAAGCAAAAGAGGAAGCAUCAUCACCUCCCCUUCGGCCACUUUACCCUCAAAUAUCGCCUCUGAAGAUCCACAUCCCGGAGCCGGAUCUCCGGAGUGUGGUCAGUCCCCUCCCAUCCCCCACAGGCACUAUCAGUGUUCCCAACUCCUGCCCGGCCAGUCCUCGUGGUGCUGGAUCCUCAGGAUAUCGUUUUGUUCACAACAUUACCUCGGAUCUGCAGCUGGCAGCAGAGUAUGCUGCAAAAGCAGCAUCAGAACAGCAGGCAGAUGCAUCUGGCGGGGACAGCCCAAAGGAUGAGUCCAAGCCACCCUAUUCUUACGCUCAGCUAAUUGUGCAAGCUAUAUCUUCAGCACAGGACAGGCAAUUAACACUAAGUGGGAUCUAUGCCCACAUUACCAAGCAUUAUCCAUAUUACAGGACUGCUGACAAAGGCUGGCAGAAUUCCAUUCGGCACAACCUCUCCUUGAACCGUUACUUUAUUAAAGUCCCACGCUCCCAGGAGGAGCCUGGAAAAGGCUCCUUUUGGCGAAUUGACCCUGCCUCCGAAGCCAAACUAGUAGAGCAAGCAUUUAGAAAACGAAGGCAAAGAGGAGUGUCCUGCUUCCGAACGCCUUUUGGGCCUCUCUCCUCCAGGAGUGCUCCUGCCUCCCCUACUCAUCCUGGCCUGCUGUCCCCUCACUCUAGUGGCCUACAGACUCCAGAGUGCCUGUCACGGGAGGGCUCACCCAUUCCACAUGACCAUGACUUUGGGUCUAAGUUAGCCUCAGUUCCAGAGUAUCGGUAUUCACAGAGUGCACCUGGAUCUCCAGUCAGUGCCCAGCCAGUUAUUAUGGCUGUUCCUCCCCGACCAUCUACUCUGGUGGCAAAGCCAGUCGCGUACAUGCCAGCGUCAAUAGUGACUUCUCAACAGCCCUCAUGUCACGCAAUUCACGUCGUGCAGCAAGCUCCCACUGUUACAAUGGUCCGAGUUGUGACCUCCUCUGCAAACUCUGCAAAUGGAUACAUCCUCACGAAUCAGGGCACCGCAGGAGGAGCUCAUGAAGCUGCAGGAGCAGUGUUGGACUUAGCCAGUGACCACCGAGGCGUGGAUGAAAAGCCAACGAUUGCAUUUGCCACGAUACCUACAGCCAGCCGUGUUAUUCAGACAGUUGCCAGUCAGAUGGCACAGGGUGUUCCAGGACAGACAGUCGCAAUCCUUCAGCAGGCAGCUCCAGUGACCAUUGGACAGCAUCAGCUCCCUGUGCGGGCAGUCACUCAGAAUGGGAAACAUGCCGUCCCCACCAACAGCAUCACUGGCAGUGCUUAUGCUCUCACAAAUCCAUUGCAGCUUCUUGCAGCCCAGGCCAGCUCGUCCACUCCUGUUGUAGUCAGCAGAGUAUGUGAGACAGGGACCGAAGAGACAGCAGCAGCCUCCUCCAGUGAACCUGAAGUUAAAAGACCCCGGAUAGAAGAAUCCAGUGGAACAGUCCCAGCCCAAACUGGAGUCAUCACAUCUGCAGUGCCACAAGGACAGGCAACUAGUGAAUGAAGAAAUGGUGGGAGGAGCUGGAGCGACACAGGGUGGGCAUGGGAUGGCAGGAGCCCUAAAGCAGCUUCUUUGAAAAAACAAACCACAACUGUAACAGCUCAAAACAUAGUGGAUAAAGAGCUCUUUCAAGUCAGAUUUUUAUUCAAUGGGAGGACAACAGCUGUUAGAAUCACAAGGUGCCAAAAAGAAUGGAAAACCUCUCCCAAGAACCCAUAUCUGGAACUCUGUUCUGUCUUUAACUAUGGGAUAUUUUUUCCUCCUUUUUUUGUUGUUUUGUUUUUAAAGAUUCAAAAAAGCUAAAAAAAAAAAAAAAAUACAGACAACUGAUUGUAUGACUGCUGGGAUAUUUUUAACUGUCUUUUCCCCUUUUGGCUCCAAGGGGAUGGGAUUUGCAGUUCAGCAUCUAAAGGAAUGUAACACAAAUACAGUCUGCUCCCUGGAAA